AUGGCAGAGCUUCACGAGAACCUGGCGAGCCUUCGCGGCCUGUACCAGGAUCUCUCUGCAAUUACCGACAGCUCAUUUCUCAAUGUUGAGCGGCUCAUACUCGAGCUAGAGACACAUAUCGAGGACUUCCAGAAACUCCUGGACAAGCCCGCGAAAAGCAAUGCUAGUCGGCAGGCUGUACUUUCUGGGAAGAUCACGGUUGCCGAAGUCGAGUACUCUAUCAAUGAAGAUUUCCAGCAAGGUGCUCUUCAGCUUGCCGAUGCCUUGAAUAUUGAUGAACUAGAAGCGGCAGUAAUGUUUCUAGCUGCGCAAGAAGAUUCGCGCAUUCUGGAUCGACCACCCUUGAUUACUGCGAUCAUGAGGUUCCACGAGCGCCGCCAUUUCCUUCUUGAAUGUCUCCGCCUGAUUUGCCGAGAAACCUACGAAACAGAAGAGCCAGGGAACAUCCUCCCCAUCAUGCAGGAGACGCUUGCGCAUAUUCUUAAAAUCAAGAACAGACAGAUGCAGAAUGCUUCAGAAUACACGAGAAAGGCGCUCGAGUCUAUGUGGGAGGUUGAGAAAUGGCUGUCCCUCUUGGGCGACCAGGUCCAGAAGGCGUCAAUUGUUGGCCAAGAAGAAGAUCGCGACAUCAUGGAGGCCAUUGAAUACCAACGAUACAGCCUACAGCAGCAGCAUGAGUCGCUUGGGGCGAUUUUGUUCUACCUCUUCAAAGGGACUUACACUAGUGCUGAAGACUUCCGCGUUCUUGUCUCUCACUUGAAGAAGCUUGAUCGUCUUGACGGGCUAAUUGUUCACUACUUCCCUGUCGCCAUUGCCGCCUUCGUCCGAUACGGGUCUGCUGAAAGUGGUGAGCGAGAUGAAGCUCGACGCCUUCACGAGCUGAUAACUCAAGCCAAGGAUGGCCAGUCGUGGAAGCUUCCCCAAUUUCAUGCGUCAAUGACUGCUCUUUGGCUUGCUAUCUACAGUGGCUGGUACUUUGAUGAUGGUCCAUCAGAUCUUGGCCCUGGCUUUGACGCCGAGAAAGAAGCUCAAGAGCGGACAGACACUUUCAUGGUCUCCCUCGACGACGGGGCACUAGAAUUGAUGUUGGCGAUUUGUGCCAACGUUAAUAGUGAGGAGUGGGCAGAACCUGCACGUAGUGAACUGGUUGCGCUCCUCUUGAAAGAAAGUCCAAUCACCCUGCUGGACUCCAGCCACUGCAGCAGUUACAUGAAAGCCUUAUUGAUGGAGAACUUCGAGGUCUUUGUGGAAUCUUGUAUUGCGAAUAUGCCCGACGCUGUGCGCAGACUCAAAUCUGAGGAGGAUACACAACGUCUGGAUCAAAUAACUGCUCUCAGGGAUGGACUCACAUCGAGCACAAAUCGUGCUCUUGUAGAGGCAAAGACCCAUUUGGAAACGUUCUUGAUGAUCAUUUCAUUCGCUUUUGAGCGUCGAGAAGAUGCCGCGCAAGAGUUCUGGGGCGACGUCGAGGGUAACCUCCACGGAUUCCUACAAUGGGCGUCCAAACGACAGACUGUGCCGCGGGUUAGUGCCUUUUGUGAAAUGCUAUGCUCGAUAUCUGAGGGAGAAGAAAAUGCCGCUGCUGCGCACAGAUUUCUGACCGAGGAGGAAAAGUUUCUCACCUCGAAAUUGAGGCGAUCCACAAACAUGAACUGGAGUCAAAUGUUUGCCGAAUUGCACCUCUAUGCUACACGUGUCACGGAGAAAGCGCAAGCCGGUGGUCAUACUCCACAGACGGCACAGGGUCCUGGAUCUACUCGGAAGACAGGGCGUGUGGACCUUAGCGAGCCAGAGUCCCCGGUGAUGCUUACUUGCUAUCUCCGUCUCAUGGGUCAUUUAUGCAGGCAGAGUGCAGCCAUUCGGGAUUGGAUGCUUCAAAACAAGUCUUUCAGAGUUGCGGAGGAGCUCCUCACUUUAUGUAGAGGACCGAUCCCGACUCAUUUGAGGGCUACUAUCUUCACUACGCUGUCGUCUUUGAUGAUCGACAAGACUCUGGGGGACGGAUUUGAUAUGUGGGAGUCCCUUGACUCAUUUUUGACCAGUGCGCCAGUGGGUGAAAGUUCAACACUCAUCAAAGCACCUGCCAAUUCAAAUCACAGUUUGUGGUAUCAGCAGCAGGCUUUACAGAAGAUUGGCGAGAGUCUCGAUCAGACCAACGCCCUUGUGACGUUGAUAAAUGCUUUGGUCACACCCGUCUCCGACCCCAGCGCACAGGCUUUUUCGCUUCCUUUCCCUGAUUCUUUGGGGGCUGCGUAUCGGAUGCCUGGGAUUGAACCGUAUAUUGAUUUCAUUAUGGGCCAUGCUCUUUCCCGGAGAAUGCAGGAUCCAGGAAACCACCAUUCGCGCUUGUUGACCUACAACUGUCUUGAAUUCGUCGUCACAAGCCUGCGCACCUUCAACGAGGAUCUUGUUACUUUUCUCAGUCAGUCGACUCUUAUUGACUCUGCCGCGAAGACAUCCAAUCUUGAGUCAUAUACGCGACUACACGCGUUCUCCCGUGUGAUGGAAUGGCUUUUCAAUGAGAAUGUCUUGAAGGCGUUGUUCUCAAUCAGCCGAGUUGACAUCUCAGAAGUAGCUCAAGCGUCGUCUGAUUCGGUUCUGGUCUUGACGGUACUACGCAGCGUUGAGGUCAUGAACUUGCUGAUGGAUCUUCAGUCGACAUACUUCAACGUUGUGAAGCCAAUGGUCAAGUCUAAAUUCACAGAUCGCCCCACUGUCGCAAACUCCUCGCUUGCUUCUUUUGAAGACAGCGUGUUGAACAACCUGUCCCUUGUACCUGCGCUCUGCCUUUUCUGCGGCACAGGUCAUGAGCAACUCACUGUCACUUCCAUGACACUUCUUGAGAAGCUCACAAGCUCACGAAAAUUGAACAAGAUGUCGUCGCCGGAGAUUGUAAAGUGGCAAUCUUCCAACAAGAUUGUGGAGGUUCUAGCAUCGGAGGUUGAUGUUGACAGCGUGGCACGCUCACUAGUCUCCAUGAUGGAGCCUGAUCUGAGAGAGCUUGAAUGCGGACCCAAGACUGCUGGGUACGUGAUUCGUGAAAGCCUCCUUGCGCUCUUGAAUAGCUGUCUAGGUAUGAUCACAGACCGCCCCACGGUCGCCCAUUUACUUCUUGGCUUCAGCUGCUUGGGCAACAUCCUUGACCUGCCUCCGAACGGGCUGUUCGCCAACGGCAUGUCGUUGUUGCACGCCAUCAUAGGAUUCUUACAGAGUUAUCCGGAUGAGGUGGACGGAACUAUCACUUCAUACACCGUGCACCUCAAGCGGAUGGCCUUUGAAGUUCUCAAGCAUCUUUGGUCGUCAAAGCUCGCCACGUUCUUCACCUUGAGUGAGAUGCGCUCCAAUGCAUUUUUGAUGAACGCCUUCGCGGGCCAACCCAUCAUUGGCCCCAACACCUUAUGGAAUGGCUAUCCCCUCACCGCUGAGGAAUUUUGGAUGACCGAUGCUACUUCAGCCUUGGCGGAGUUUUUGCUCUACCGCAGUCACUUGUUCUCGUAUGCAGCUACUGAAAUACGCUCCGCGGCGAAAGUGAGCUCCCCGGCACUUCAGACCAGCGUUCUCUCAACACUGCUCGGAAAUUCGACGUUAGAGAGCGGCGAGAUGGUUCCUCACGCCUCGGUAUUCGACCUCUUUGACUUCGCUGAUUUGGAUAUCUUGCGCAAUUUCCACAAUCCUCAACUCACAUUCCUUGACACCAUCCCGGUCAACGAGUGCGCCACCCUGGAACGAGACGCACUGGCACUGUUCGACAUUGCGAAAGUGGAGGAGUUGAUCCAAAUCCGUAAAUCUGAGCUGUUUGCUUCCGCUCCCGCACGGCCCCAAAAUGAGGAGCAUUUUGAAGCUGAAGCUGAAGCCUUGAAGAUGUUCAUACUUGCCACCAAUCAAAGUCGGCAAAUUGUGUACAACCGAUACCUCGCCCUUCGUGCAUGGACAGAGCUCAUUACAACCAUUACCACCUGCUCCGUUCUCGACGAUUCCACCAGGCCCACCUUUAUCCUGCAUGCAAUUCAACUUACCCUUCCUAAACUGGAAGCCUCCAUUGAGAAUGAUUCCGCAGAGGCCAUAGAGCUUGGUCGUCUGAGUGAGACACUGAUCAGCAAGCUUGCGGCAGAUCUUCCCGAAACCCCCACCUCUCGCAAUGGAGAUAUUAUUGAUGAAAAGCUUCACCAGCUGUUCCAGGUCUCAAUGCGUGGCAUCAUGCUUGCCUCGGGGAAUGUGGCACUAAGAGAAGUCUUCUACAGCAUAUGUUCAAUUUACGUUACUCGCAUUUCAUCUUCAGAGAUCAGUCAUGAGAGUCUCCGUCGGAAGAGUCAACAGUUGGUCAAGUCUGCGGGCCCCGGGCUCGUAGAGGUCAUCUGCGACGACGCUUACACUGGGCAGGAGACUUGUCGGUCUGCUGCGCUGCUGUUUUUGAACAGCUUGGCGGCUCUGGACAGCCGGACGGAUGGCAUCCUCGCUGAGUUGAUGUCGCAGUCGAACUACCUCAGUCUAUUCUUGGAUUCUUUGAGGUCGUUACCCUCUGAAUUACGGAAGGCGCCGGCAGCGGACACUGCCUCUUUAUUGGCGUACUACGAAUCUCUCCUGGCGCUUCUCCAGCAGCUCUCUCAGACCAAGAGUGGGGCGACCUAUGUCAUCAAGUCCGGUCUGUUUGAAUCCGUUCGUGAGUCGCAGCUGUUUGCUGCGGAUCCGGAUAUUGGAAUCGACAUCGACAAUCCGGAUGCGCUCCGGAAAUACUACGACCUCCUGCUCUGCGUGAUCCGCGUGAUUGUCUCCGCGGUCCUAUCUCGAGGCGCCCAUAACGAACAAAUCAGAAUGCAGACGCGUACCUUCAUUUCCGAGAACAGGCCGUGCAUGGUGGGCGUGUUCAAACGGUUCGCUAAGAUUGGCGGGAGGACCACUUCCGCCCAUCACGAAGCUCUUUGCGAACUGGUCAAGUCGUUCAUGGCGCUUGUGGCAGUGGCCGACUUCAUCGAGUUCGACGAUCCCGAGCCGCAGCAGAGCGAGCAACCUACUUUGUUCUCAUGA
Messenger RNA from Penicillium oxalicum, 5025 nucleotides. RefSeq names its product nuclear pore complex Nup192/Nup205 family protein. Gene Ontology annotation, cellular component: nuclear pore inner ring; nuclear pore. NCBI's taxonomy places the organism in Eukaryota, Fungi, Ascomycota, Eurotiomycetes, Eurotiales, Aspergillaceae. The record is from RefSeq and is a predicted model, not a curated record. The transcript has 5 exons. Gene Ontology annotation, molecular function: structural constituent of nuclear pore. Bases 1 to 5025 code for a protein of 1674 amino acids. Gene Ontology annotation, biological process: nuclear pore organization.